AUGCACGAGAAAAGCCCUUUUACAAUGUGGGAUUUUCUGCAGCAACGAAAACGAUGGUUGCAAGGAAUUCUUCUCACCGUUCAUUCACCUCGAAUCUCACUGGUACAUAAGGCAUUGCUUGCUUUGUCGUUAUACGCGUGGGCGACAAUGCCACUGACAUCACUACAGGUGUUCCUCUGUCCUUUGUUUCCGCUUCCUCGUUGUCUUCCGUUCGAUUUCGCAUUAUCAUUUGUUGGUGCUAUCAAUUUAUACAUGUAUAUAUUCGGAGUGGUGAAGUCAUUUUCGCAUAAGUACAGGAACAGUGCCUGGCGACUGGCGCUCUACUUAACAGGGGCUUUAAUGACGAUUCCGUUUAACGUGAUCAUAGAGAACGCAGCGGUCAUAGUUGGGAUGUGUGGUCGAAAGGAUCAAUUCUAUAUAGUUAACAAAGAUGUUCAAACCGUAUAA
Strongylus vulgaris is the source of this 447-nucleotide messenger RNA. The record is from the annotation of a GenBank genome assembly. NCBI's taxonomy places the organism in Eukaryota, Metazoa, Nematoda, Chromadorea, Rhabditida, Strongylidae.